UCGCGCGGAUGAUCAGCUGUUAUUAUCUCACGCAACUCGCGGGCGGAAGCAGCGCGUGCGCUGGUGUCUAUCCGGGACUCGGAGCUGGACUCAGGCUGUCUGCAGAGAGGACCGUGGUGGGAUUAGAACGCAGAGCGGCCCGGGAUGGGCUCAGAGUGGCGUUAAUACGCGCCCCUGCCCGCAGAGCCCGGCCCGCCCCCCGGGGGGAUGUUAGCGGCGGGUCCGAUGGACGGGUCCCGUCAGAGCGCCUUCCUCCUCAGCACGCCCCCCCUGGCUGCUCUGCACAGCAUGACCGAGAUGAAGACCCCGCUGUACCCGGCCUACCCGCUCUCCUCCGGUGGCCCCGCCUCCUCUACCUCACCGGCUACCACCUCCCCGAACCCGGGCGGCAUGGCCGCAGCCUCCCCGGGCAUCAAGAGCUCCACCGGCCCGUCCUCCGGGCUCGGCUCCCCGCAGCAGUGCUCCUCCGCCACACCGCACGGAAUUAACGACAUCCUGAACCGGCCCUGCGCCACCUCCGCUGGGGCCUCCGCCUCCUCCUCCGCAGGGAUCCUGACGGGUCUGCCCAGGUUCAGCAGCCUCAGCCCGCCGCCUCCCCCCGGGCUCUACUUUAGCCCCUCCGCGGCCGCCGUGGCCGUGGCCCGGUACCCGAAGCCCCUGGCGGACCUGCCAGGCAGGACGCCCAUCUUCUGGCCGGGGGUGAUGCAGAGCCCCCACUGGAGGGACGCUAGGUUCGCGUGCUCGCCCCAUCAGAGCUCUGUCUUAUUGGAUAAAGACGGCAAACGGAAGCACACGCGGCCCACGUUCUCCGGGCAGCAGAUCUUCGCCCUGGAAAAAACUUUCGAACAAACGAAAUAUCUGGCGGGCCCCGAGAGAGCCCGGCUGGCCUACUCCUUGGGCAUGACCGAGAGCCAGGUCAAGGUGUGGUUCCAGAACCGUAGGACGAAGUGGCGGAAGAAGCACGCGGCAGAGAUGGCCUCCGCCAAGAAGAAGCAGGACUCUGAGACGGAGCGGCUCAAGGGCACUUCGGAUAACGAAGACGAGGACGACGAGUACAACAAGCCGCUGGACCCGAACUCCGACGACGAGAAAAUCACACAGUUGCUCAAGAAACACAAGCCCGCGAGCUCCGCGCUACUGCUGCACGCGCCCGACACGGACAGCUCCUAACCGGACCGGAAGUCCGAACUCAGCUGAAGUCACGUGAGCUCACCUGAAUGACAGACUGGUUUUUACCUGCGGGCCGGAGCGGACUGUAAAUAUGAGUGAGUGAACAGAAAUGUGAAUAUUUAAAUUUAAUGUUUUUCUACUUUUCAUUUGGGUUUAACCCCCACCCCUUUCCCACCACCAACACCACCCCGCUGCGGGUCCCUGAAGGCCUCUCAGGAGGAGACCACGAACGCAGCACGUGUACAGACACAAACGGCGCAAACAUUUACAUUUUUUUAUUAUUGUUUUUUUUUCUGCUCGCACACAUUUUAUUUAUAUGUUCUGGGUUGUGAGUUGCGCCUGCGCAGUUGUGUACCCCGCAGGCUCAUGUAAUGCACUUUUAUUGAAUAAAAAAAGAACUGCAGGUGUUUGCUUUGUGUCGCUGAUGCUCGGCUUCAUCUGAGGCGGAUUCUGGAUUUCCUUUUUGAUCCCAGCUGAAAUCACGCAGAAAACAUGGACGAUUUUGUAGUUUUGGGGGGCUUUUUCUCUGCUUUGGCUGUCGGUGUUUGUGCGCAGUCACACCCGGCUGCGCGCUGCUGUGUCCCGGCUUCAGUCCCGACCAGUCCGCGCUCCCCGGUAACACUACCCUCAGCGGUAACACCACCCUCGCCACCGCUGAAUUAAAUCCGAGUUCUGUUUCCUGAUCAGCGCUCAGCUGGUUAAUUUUAAUUUUGUGAUUCUAACGCAGGGUCAAGUUUUUUGUUUUUCUGAAAAUAUUUCAUACAUUUAGGACAAUAAUUAAAGAGCGGAUAUGAACGUU
Molecule: messenger RNA, 1969 nt
Organism: Oreochromis aureus
Lineage: Eukaryota; Metazoa; Chordata; Actinopteri; Cichliformes; Cichlidae
Gene: nkx6-1
Product: NK6 homeobox 1
Exons: 3
Coding region: 208-1170 (320 amino acids)
Biological process (GO): regulation of transcription by RNA polymerase II; cell differentiation
Cellular component (GO): nucleus
Molecular function (GO): DNA-binding transcription factor activity, RNA polymerase II-specific; RNA polymerase II cis-regulatory region sequence-specific DNA binding
Source: RefSeq, a predicted model, not a curated record